Molecule: messenger RNA, 1392 nt
Organism: Brienomyrus brachyistius
Lineage: Eukaryota; Metazoa; Chordata; Actinopteri; Osteoglossiformes; Mormyridae
Gene: vegfd
Product: vascular endothelial growth factor D
Exons: 6
Coding region: 12-1088 (358 amino acids)
Biological process (GO): vascular endothelial growth factor signaling pathway; positive regulation of endothelial cell proliferation; positive regulation of protein phosphorylation
Cellular component (GO): membrane
Molecular function (GO): chemoattractant activity; vascular endothelial growth factor receptor 3 binding; growth factor activity
Source: RefSeq, a predicted model, not a curated record
CUUCAGGAACGAUGAAGACACACGUCAUGGUUUUGGUGAUGAAUCUGCUGGUGUUGUAUUUGAGGUUGGCGCAGACAGUCGAGCUCCGCAGCACUCAGAGGACAGGGAACCUGGAAAAGUGGGAAAGGGACGUGAGGUCGGCCUCAAGCCUGGAGGAGCUGCUGAUGCUCACAGACUUUCCCGACUGGAAGCUCUGGAAGUGCCGCCUCAAGCUGAGGAACCUCGAGACGCCCGCGAGCACCGACUCGCGCCGAUCCACUCGCUACGCGGCCGCUACUGCGACCUACAGCCUGGAGAUCCUGCAAGGUGACGAGCUGCCAGUUCAUGUAGAUUCAGCGUCAAGGAGCCAAUUAAUAUACAAGCGCAAAAAGCAAGACGAUGCAAAAUCAUUUCAACUAGUCAUGGCUGCAGCUUUUUUUCCCAUCUGUGUGCUGCACCCACAACCGUGUUAUCUAUGUGUCUCAGCAAUUGAUGAGGAGUGGCAGAAGACCCAGUGCAUGCCCAGGGAGACGUGUGUGGAUGUAGCCAAGGAGCUGGGCACCCAUACCAGCAUGUUCUUCAAACCGCCAUGCGUGUCCGUCUUUAGGUGCAGUGGCUGUUGCAACAAGGAAGGUGUAUCAUGCAAAAACACAAGCAUGACUUAUGUGAACAAAACUCUUUUGACGGUGAUACCGUUUAAAUAUGGACCUGAGCCAGUGCUGAUAAAGGUUGCCAAUCACACAGAGUGCAAGUGCAUGGAGCCGGCACUGAUCCGAAGGCACGUUCCCACCCAAGGGCGAAGCGGUUGCAACCCUGUUCUGCACAGCUCCACUUCCGAGGGCCCCAGCAGGCUUUGCCCAAGUGGGCAGAUAUGGGACUGCUCAUCAGACAGAUGUGUUCCGUACCCAUCCAGCAAACUCGGUGUGCUUCGUUCAAGAGCGCUGGAAUUUUCUGCCAGUCAUCGGAUGUCUGAUUGUGAAAUUGAUAUUGAUCGGUGUGACUGCAUGGUGAAAAACAGCACCAGACUCAGACACGCCUGCCGCUUAAAUCCUGCUUCAUGUUUGGAGAAAGGCAGACGGUUCAAUUCAGUCUUGUGCAGCUGCAAGUGACUUUUCCCCUCCGACUCUACAAGGCUUGAAAGAAGGGUCAAACACAAAGACAGACUGUUUAUUUAUUCAUAGGGCUAUUUAAAUGGUAUUAUGCAUAUUUUAUUACACAGAUUGAUGACUUACAAGAAUAUGACUGUGUUAAAUUAUUUAACACACAUUUGUUGAUUGUGCUGUUAUAUAAAUUGUUCAUAUGAAUGUCAUUUAUGCACUGAAAAAAAGUCUGUAUAUUUCUUAUUAAAGCUAUUUUUAUAAUGCCUCAAGUUUCACUAUUUAAUUUUGUGUAAAUAAAAUACUUUCGUUGGUU